AUGAGGCCAUACAGUUUUCCCAAAUGGAGAUCUACAGACGCUCUGUCUGCUUCACUAGUUGCCUCCAAUAGUGUUGAUGUUCCGAAAGACAGCAUAAUUCCCGAGAAAAGACUGCAAAAGAUGCGAGAAACGGAUCAAGAGGCUGCAGUGCAAAAGGCACUGAUCCAUGAGCAAGCUGAACCUCCUCGACGUAUUCGCAAAGGAAAGAGCUUAGAUUCGCUUGUCAUCAAAGUCGACUAUACCCCAUGGUAA
Molecule: messenger RNA, 252 nt
Organism: Strongylus vulgaris
Lineage: Eukaryota; Metazoa; Nematoda; Chromadorea; Rhabditida; Strongylidae
Source: the annotation of a GenBank genome assembly